Entrophospora candida is the source of this 571-nucleotide messenger RNA. NCBI's taxonomy places the organism in Eukaryota, Fungi, Glomeromycota, Glomeromycetes, Entrophosporales, Entrophosporaceae. The record is from the annotation of a GenBank genome assembly.
AAUUAUUAUUAGGAAUUUGCUCAUCUGUCGAUCAAAAAAUAUUUUUAAAAUGAAUUCUUCAAAAUCCGAGGAAGAAGAUUUCGAGGAAGACUCAAAUAAUUCCAAUAAUUCUGGUGAAGAAUUAAGUAUCAUUUCUGACGAAGACUCUGAUUCUAAUGAAAAUUCAGAUGUUUCUAAUACAUCAAAUAAUGAAUCAAAUAGUGAGGAAGAUGAAAUAUCAGAAAAUCCGAUACCAAGCCCAUUACUGGGCUAUUCACCAACUAUUGAAAACUUUCGUGAUUAUUAUAUGUCACAAUUAACAAAUGGAUUUGGUGAAGACUUGGAUAAAAUCAGAAAGGAACAAAACCUUGAUUCAAAUAGAUUGGAAGUUUUAAUUGAUUCAUUAGAAUCUGAAUCAGAAAUAAUAGAAACCUAUGAACAUGGAAAAGAAAUUAUUUCAGGAGCAACAGACACAAUUGCUUCAGCAGGCUUUAAAAUUAUCGAAACUACUGAAGACGCAAUUACUGAAACUGAAGGAGUCAUUGGUUAUGCAGCACAAAAAGACAAAGAAGUUGCUACACAUCCUAUAUAA